AUGAAUGGAAAUACCAUCUUCUCAAAAGAGACGCUGAAGGAUCUCCCCUUCUGGCGGGCUGUUAUUGGACAGCACAAAGAUAAGCGGAAGGUUCUGAACCGACUGACCACGGAUAUCCAUGAGGUUAAUGGGAAGAUCGAGUUGAACAAACUUGCAUUGAUUUAUUACCAUCGUUAUAAUGAGGUUCUGAGUGUCAAUGAGGUAUGCUGCAGCUAUUUAUUGUUUGUUUUUAGGAAUUCAUCACGAAUCUGACGAUAUUAUUUUAGUCUUGGAGUAACUACCUAAAUUAAUAUUUUCGUGUGUAAUGUCCACGAUUUCCUGAACACUUUCGGUAUAAAAUCUUGCGAUGAGGCAUACAGAUUGUGUGGAAAUGCGAUUCAGACUUUUUCUUUGCCGUGAGACCUCUAAAAUUGAUCAGUCUUCUAUCUAAAGUAAUAUAAUUUCAAAGAGGGGAAAUAAAAUUCAAAAAUGUUGAUGGAAUUAGAAACUGAUUUCGUCUUAUAUAAAGCCUAAAGUAUAUUUUAUUUUCAGCUCAAUUAUUGCCUUGGAUUGAACGAAAAUUGCGUGGUCGAUUGCCUUCGGCAAUGCAAGGGCGUUUUUCGAGUCCGAAUCAGCGAGCAAUUAGUUGAAAUCAAGUUGGAGAGCCUUCCGGUCCCUGACGGACCUUGUUGUCUUGUGGUAAGCCUUUUUCGUUUUAUUUUUUUCGUUUUUAGACUCACUUGGAUAUCAGAUGUCUAGUGUAAUAUAAAAAGUUUUGAUGAAUCUCAAACUUUAUCUACAAUUGGUUAAAGCAACUUUCUUUCAUCCCAAAAUCUUUCAGCAAGUCACCGAGAAGCUUCUAGAACAGCAAGCACACUGGGAAUUUCAAAAAUUGUGCGCUCUGAAGCAUGAUUUGGGUCAAGGCGCUCGUUUUCAAGUUGAAUAUGACAAAAUCAAGAAAUCAAUGAACUUGGAUCCUGACCUGGACAAUGACGCAGUAGUUGACUACAUUGAGAACGUUUUUCAAGGGUUUUACAAAAUCGAAUUUCCAACUCAAGAGCAGUUCUUCAAAAUGCAAGAAUUGGUAAGAAUUUUUGAAUUAUUUCUUGGAUUUUAGGUACAUUGAAGAGGUAAUUGACAGCGAGAAUGGGAUUUUUAAACGUUUUAGCGGUCGAGACUAACUUCCAAUUUAGUUGCCGACCUUUUUUUCAAAAAUUGGCUCAAAAAUCUGGUUUUUUUGAAUUUUCUCUUCAAAAAUUCUUGAUAAGUUUGCAACAAAUGCCAAAUUCAAAGCUCAAAUGCCCUAUUAUUUCUAACUAAACCAAAAUUACAUACGUGUUUCACCAUUAACCAUAAUUUUCGACCUUAUUUUAGUCACUUCCUCCAUACCUUAAGCCCGAACGGGAAAUUUUCCGGAAUCUCAAGGCCUCUCGGCAAUAUGAAUCUUGUUUCAUAUCACAGAAAUUCCUCAGGGUUACGUUGGUCAGCACUGGAGACUUCAGAAGGCCAAUUUUGGUUCAGCAAAAAUCGGAAAAGGUCAAAAAGGAUCUGGAAGAAAUUAUGAGGUAAGUUUGGGAUUUUUUGGAAAAUUUUUGUGGGUUUUUGGGUAAAUUAAGGUAGGAUUGGACGGAAUAUAUGCUCUAUGGUGAUUGAAACGUAUUUUAAAAAUUUUUGACAAUUUUUUUUUUCGAUUUUUUUUCUAAAUUUUUUUAAAAUUUUUAUCCCAUAAUCUUUCCAGAAAGGCAUUUGGCUACAUAAACGAGCUCAAAGCGAAUCCCGUUUAUCUCCCCAGAGAACAAUAUUGCUGCCUUUUGAUCGACGAAACCGUAAAUACAAAGGUUCGUCGAGUUCAGAUCCUCAGACCCCUGUUUAAUCGUCUUCUCUGCCUCGAUGUGGACAGUGGAGAGUUUUUGAAGGCAUUUAUUCAUGAGCUUUUCGAAGCACCGCCCGACUUUUUUACCAUUCCAAGAUUGGUGGAACCAAUGGUUUUUGUAGACGAUCAGCGUGGAAGAAAGGAGUGCAUGCAGAAGAAUCCAGUGCCAUAUGUAAGUUUGGACUGGUUUUUUUGGCUUUGAAAAAAAACUGCAAAUUCAAAAAAAUUUUUUUUUGAAAUUUUGGAAGGUUGGAUUUUCCAAAAGGAAAUUUCCUAAAAUUUGACCCUUCGAUGUUGUUGAAAUUUGGUGAAAAUUUAGAACAGACGUUUUUAACGAGGAAAGUACUUUUAUGGGGUAUGGAGUUACAGGUCGAGUCAUAUAUCAAAAAAUUCGCGAAAUUUUUCUGAUUCAGAAUAUGCAAAAAUUAGCUGCCUAAUUUUGGUUUGUAAGGGUGAAAAAAAUCCUCAGAACUUUUCUUUUUUUUCGCAACACCACUCAAAUGCCCCCUUUUUUAAAUUUUUUACAUUGGAACUACUAAUUAAGGUGUAGUACAAAUUAAAUUUGAUAUUUUUAGGCUUGUAAAGAUACCAGAGUUUACAUUAACUCAAAAACAAGCUUUUGAUUUGGUAAAAACUUGGUCAAAAAGGCAUUUGCGUGGUGUUUCGAGAAAAGUUCCGAGGGUUUUUUUUUCACCCCUACAAACCAAAAUUAGGCAGCUAACUUUUACAUAUUCUGAAUCAGAAAAAUUUUGCGAUUUUUUUGAUGUAUGACUCGACCAGUAACUCCAUACCCCAUAGAAGUACUUUCCUUGUAAGACAUAUGCGAGAUAUUUGUUAUUGAUUUUUAGAUCGAAAAAUGGUAAAUUCGAUUUUUUGAACUUCCGAUUUUUUGAUUUUUUGAUACUUUUAAACAUGAUGUGUUAGAAAUGAGGUUUACAUUGACUUUUACAAAAAAAAUCUGUUUUCCCAAGCAUUUCCGAAAGGUUAUAGUCGAAGUGUUUUUUCUCAUCAGCGCCCCUCACUUUAUGUGUGCUCUCGGCAAAAAAAAUGAAUAUCUCGGCUUCCAUUGCAACUCGUAGGCUAAAUAUUUGCAGCGAUUAUUGCAGUGAGGGACCUGAUCCAGUGGCAGAAAACGUACCAUUUUGCAUUCGGGAGGCAUCAAAAAUGUGGCAAAAUGCUUCCCUCUCCAAGUGAAAAUACACGGAAGCAUUUUGCCACAUUUUUGAUACUUCCCGGACGCUAAAUGGUACGUUUUUUGCCACUGGAUUGGGUCCCACACUGCAAUAAUCGCUGCAAAUAUUUAGCCCACGAGUUGCAAUGGAAGCCGAGAUAUUCAUUUUUUUGCCGAGAGCACACAUACAGGGUGACCCAAAAUAACGGAGACAAAUUUUGGAAGGGCCCACCGCGAAACCCGGGCGUUAUAGAAACACAAGCGACAGUGGGUAAUAUUCUAUAAGACUUUCUCUAUAAUCCACGAAAAUUUGGCGGAGUCAUCAUGUCGCAGGAAAAAGUUACAGCUUAACAAAAAUGCCUUGCGUCGUUUUUUUGGCCCUCAAUUUUGGUUCCUUUGUGUUGUGUAGAGCAUGGCUGUACAACAGCCGCAGAAAUGGCAAGUUCAUUUGUUUUGCUAGACUACUACGUCUCUAAGCAAGCAGUUAUGUAGGUUUCUGGGCUACGGUUUUUAUUUCUACGGUGGUACCAAUCUCAACAUUGAAGAUCGCCAUUUUUUCCAAAUUUUUUCGAUAAAAAAUUCAGUUUUUUUAGAAUAAAGCUAAAACCGCUAGAACUUAUUCUAUUCAUAAAUACAAUAAUUCUGGAAAAAGCUGUGAUUGCUUGCUGGUUGCAACAGAUUUUCCUUGACAAGUUUCUCGCCCAGAACUACCCCAUGGCACGCGGCUUUGAGAAAGAUGGGUUAUCGAUAACAAAAUGACAAGAUAGAUAAAAACGGCGCAUUCUGCUCUUGUACACUUAUGAAUACGACUCUUGAGAAUCGGCCUAGGGCACUUUCGGUCUUUAUGUGUCACCGGCUCGACUGGUAUUCCGCCUAAGGCAAAAACAAGGCACAAUUCUAGUGAUUACCAAAUAGCAUUCCGUAGCAGUUACAAAAUGUUUCUCUUUUGGUUUUACGGUGUUCCUUUAAUCAUGUUCUAGUAACUCAUAUUACAUUUUGCCUUAUCUAACAUUUAAACUCCUUUUUACCGAUACAUUUCCAAAAAAGGCCGAUUUUUGCACUUCAACUCCCUGAAAAUACUCGGCUGUAACUUUUGAACCAUCGAUAGCUGAGCUUAGUACGAUGGCUCGUUUUAAAGGCCAUAUUAUGAUAAUUAAGCACAGCAAAUCUCAAACUAUUCCGAAUUUUCUUUUUUGAGUAAGGCAGCUUUCUUGCAAAAAGACCCCACGGGCAGAAAGGUCCGAGUCAACCGGAUAUAUUGAUGUGGUUCAAGGCACAAGAGCGUCGUACAACAAAACUUCCGGUAUAUAAAACUACACUAACGUGGUACUGUAGUAUAAAUAAGGAAUCACUCAUGAAUCUUCAUAGGCCGCAGAAAAAACGGGAAAUCUUUUGUCUCCGUUGUUUUGGGUCACCCUGUAAAGUGAGGGGCGCUGAUGAGGAAAAAAAAUUUUUCGGCUAUAACCUUUAGGAAAUGCUUGGGAAAACAGAUUUUUUUGUAAAAGUCAAUGAAAACCUCAUUUCUAACACAUCAUGUUUAAAAGUAUCAAAAAAAAAAUAAAAAAAUCGAAUUUACCAUUUCGACCUUUGGAGGAAAUCUGGAUCUUACACUUAUACCUUUUGGUAGUGUUACAAAAAAAUUGUCUAUUUCCCCAAGAAAUCUCCUUUUUAUCAUUUGUUUGAUUUUUGAAUCGAGUUGGCAUUUUUUUCGCCGUAUUUUACCAAUUUUUCACUUUCAGUUUGGCCCAGAAGCCGAAAUGGAAGCGGAUGUUCUCCAACGAAUCUUCGACGCCGCCUUCGACAACAACCUCAAACACCCAGCUCAAUGUCUUGGCGGCCCUACCAGAGACCUCCAGAAGGACUUUUACACUGUCUCUGACAACGGAAGAGAACGAAAAAUGAAGACGUUCAAUUUUGUCGUCAAAUUGAACAGCGAUGACCUGAUGGAGACGGGAGAUAUCCUAUUUCCUAGAGCCAAAGGCGGAAGCUUUACGAUUCGAACCAGCAAAGAGCAGGAAAUUUAUCCACAGAAGUUGAUCGCUGAUUACAAAUAUAAUAGAAGGAGCUUUGUGGAGCCUCUGGAGGUGAUCGAACGCUAA
Molecule: messenger RNA, 5122 nt
Organism: Bursaphelenchus xylophilus (pine wood nematode)
Lineage: Eukaryota; Metazoa; Nematoda; Chromadorea; Rhabditida; Aphelenchoididae
Source: the annotation of a GenBank genome assembly